Molecule: messenger RNA, 909 nt
Organism: Schistosoma intercalatum
Lineage: Eukaryota; Metazoa; Platyhelminthes; Trematoda; Strigeidida; Schistosomatidae
Source: the annotation of a GenBank genome assembly
CAGGAAAUGUCCUGAGUCCACAUAUUUAGACAUGUAUAUUUAAUAUAUUUUUUCUCUUUUGUUAUCAACUAAGGUUUCGAGAAUCGAUCUAUUAUGAGACUUUUUGUUUACUUAGAAUAAAAGAAGGGUACUCCGUGAAGCUCUUUGUUUCGUUCAAUUUGAUAGUCGAGAAACAAUCUUUACAACUCGAGGAUAUUUGUCUGUUACUAGUAUUCAUUGCCCUUAUAUGUUGAUACCAUGGAGUUAUUAAUGCUGAGAUAAAUAAAGAGUUCUAGAUAUUUGAACUUAAAUGAGCGUUCAAACCAACCUAAAAGAUGUUGGUUGGAUGUGUCAUGUUAUUCCAUUGAGGAAAAAUAAAGUGCAACAGUUAUCUCCCCCGAUUUCGCAAAUUCCAAGUAUUGGUUUUAUGCCUGAAGAAUCCAUCCACGACAAAAAGCAUACAAUGUAUCUCAAGUCGACUGACUCACCUUAUGUACGAUUAUCUAAAAUGGGUGGUAAGCGGGAUCUACUAUGUUUUAGAGAAAACGAAUACAAAUCUGGAGCACCCGUUCCUUAUUCUCGAUGCGAAUGGUAUUACUUGGAGGAUAAUGCUCUGGAACUCAAGCAAAAUAUCAAACCCGAAUCCACAAAAUAUGUGUUUAAAGUACCAUUCUACAUGUCAGAUAGCUCGGUAAAUCAAAUAGAGAAGAGCAAGACUACAGAAACAGUUGUUGAUCCUGUACAACCUUCUGUAGUCACCAAAGAAAGUCAAAAUGUAUUGAAAACUGCUGCCACAUAAAUUCGGUUACGCAGAUUACAGCGGAAAGCUAAGAACAUUACGAAAUCGGGAAUUAUUAUUCCUUGAACAUAUCUUGUUAACUUACGAUGAUUAUUGUAGAUUAUAUAGUAAAUUUUGGUUUAUGGUUUGAA